AUAGCAACGCCUGCUGCCCAGUUAUACGGCAAAGACUAGAGUGUUGAAUCCGUUUUAAGUUUAAAAGUUUUGGUCUUUCAUCGAAGCGAAAGCAACGCGAACUCUUUUAGUUUAGUAGUUGCGAAUGUGAACACGUCUACGUUGUCGAAUUUUCAAGAGGACUCAACACUUAAAGAAGAUUCAACCCCAUUGUAGAUGGUUUGGUUUGAGAGGUACCCUACACCUGUCAAAGAAGAGCAAAGAUGAGCAAACCACAGAGCCACAGGAGGCUCUCAUCCACUAUGAUGUACCACCUGAGAGCAUCUAAGCCAGAGUCUGAGAGGGACUCCGGUUUCUCAGAUGCCUGCGAUGGAUACCUGAGUGCGAUGGACCAAACUGACUCUGAGGACAUGGUGAGGGCUCCAGGUCCCCAGGUGGCUGUAAGCGGAGGAUCCUACUCUGGCCUCUCCCCCAUGAUCAUCAUGAACAACAUAGUCCUGAAUCUGUUAUGGUUGCAUGACUUCAGCCCCUGGGACUUAGGCCUUGGCUCACUCAUGGUGGAUUCUGAGUUUGUGAUGAGGGUGCCCCCUCUGGAUGGGAGGGAUAUGGAGCUGGAUGUGCUGGGCUUCCUGGACUCUCUGGGAGAGGACAACACCACAGCAGCCGAGAGGUGCUACCGCUCCCACUCCCGCAGCAGUGUCCUGCAGGGCCUGCCUUUUGGAGGGGUGCCCACGGUCCUCGCCAUCAAUGUUGGCCUGUGGCUGUUUUUUUUGCUGAUCUUUUCCUUUUUGAGGAAGGCUGCAUGGGACUAUGGCCGUCUGGCUCUAUUGAUGGAGAAUGACAGCCUCACGUCCCUGUUCUACGGAGAGCAGAGUGAGAAGGAGAAGUCCCCGUCAGAGUCCAGCCCGUCAGACUCCGACACCAAGGACUUGGGCUUCUGCUCUUGGCUUACAACACUUUACCAUAUGAAGGAUGAUGAGAUCAGGAGUAAGUGUGGUGUCGAUGCUACGACCUACCUGUCCUUCCAGCGCCACAUCAUCCUGCUCAUGACUGUGGUCUGCCUGCUGUCUUUGGCCAUCAUCCUGCCUGUCAACUUUUCCGGAAACCUCCUAGGGGAUAAUCCUGAAAAUUUUGGAAGAACGACUGUGGCUAAUCUUCCUGCGAAGGACAGCUUCCUGUGGCUCCACAGUAUCUUUGCUCUGCUCUACUUCAUCAUCACAGUGCUGUGUAUGGCCCACCACUCCUCACGCCUGGAGUACAGAGAGGACGAGAAGGUGGCCAGGACUCUCAUGAUCACCUGCAUCCCCAGAGAGAUCUCAGACCCAGGCCUCAUCACCAAACACUUCCAUGAGGCCUACCCCAGCUGUACUGUCAUCGACCUCCGCUUCUGCUUCAACGUACACAAACUGAUGAGGCUGGACUCUGAGAGACGGAAGGCGAUGAAAGGAAGGCUGUAUUUUGCCACUAUGUCCCAGAAGGAGGGGAAGAUCAUGAUUAAGACCCACCCCUGUUCUACCAUCUUCUGCUGUGACGUGUGUGGCUUUGAGCAGGUGGAUGCAGAGCAGUACUACAGUGAGUUAGAGGAGAAACUGACUGAUGAGUUUAAUGCAGAGAAGCAUCGCAUCUCGCUCAUGAGGCUGGGCAUAGCCUUUGUGACCUUUCGGGAUGAAAGGAUGACUGAUGUUAUUGUCAAGGACUAUAGCCGGGUCCGUUGCCGUCAGAAACCCCAGCAGUCAAGCAUCACCACGGUAGUUCAGUCUCACAGGUGGGGUGUAGACUACGCCCCGGCACCAAGUGACAUCAUCUGGGAGAACCUCUCAGUGUGUGGCUCCCGCUGGUGGCUCCGCUGCGUCCUGCUCAACAUCCUCCUCUUCCUCAUCCUCUUCUUCCUCACCACUCCCGCCAUCAUCGUCAACACCAUGGACAAGUUCAACGUCACCCGGCCUGUGGACAGCCUGAGAAGCCCGAUCAUCACUCAGUUCUUCCCUACUCUCUUGCUCUGGGCGUUCUCUGUCCUGCUGCCCUUCAUAGUCUAUUACUCAGCCUUCUUCGAGUGUCACUGGACCAGAUCCAGUGAGAACCAGAUCACCAUGCACAAGUGCUUUGUGCUGCUGGUGUUCAUGGUGAUCAUCCUGCCCUCGCUGGGUCUCUCCAGUCUGGAUCUGUUCUUCAGGUGGCUGUUUGAUGUCAACUUCCUGGAAGACAAGGAUGUUAAAUUGGAGUGUGUGUUCCUGCCUGAUAACGGCGCGUUCUUCGUGAACUACGUGAUCACGUCCAGCCUGAUCGGCACGGCCAUGGAGCUGCUGCGUAUCCCAGCUCUGAUGGUGUAUGCUCUGCGUCUCUGUUUGGCCAAGCCCGGGGCCGAGCGCAUCCACGUCAAACGGAGCCAGGCCUAUGAGUUCCAGUUUGGUCUGGAGUACGCCUGGACCAUGUGCAUCUAUGCUGUUAGCAUGACUUACAGUAUCACCUGUCCCAUCAUCAUGCCCUUUGGGCUGCUCUACCUGAUCCUGAAACACAUGGUGGACCGUUACAACAUCUACUAUGCCUACGUGCCCACCAACCUCAACCAGCGCAUCCACACUGCAGCCAUCAGCCAGGUCAUCGUGGCGCCCAUCCUCUGCAUGUUCUGGCUCCUGUUCUUCUCUGUGCUCAGGCUGGGCCCAAUGCAUCCCAUCACCCUCUUCACCUUUGUGUCGCUGGUCUCCUGCCUUGUCUUCUCCCUCUUUGGCCUAUGCCUUAGGAAACAGCCUGACAAGUCAUCAAGCUACCAGAUGUUUGACCAGAUGUCUGCUGACCAGCCAGCAGAAGGUGCCUUCGCUGAUGCAGAGAGAAGCUCCACCCCCUCCACCACCCCCUCCAAUCUGUUUGUGGCAUCUGUGUUGCUGGAGCCGGAGCUAGGCCUGACCCCCAUGCCCUCCCCUGCUCACCAGAGCUACGGGACCAUGGCCAGCUCCCAGGACCGGGAGGAGCAAGAGGAGGAGGAAGACCAGGUUGAGACUGUCGAGACAGAGCUCCAGGACCCUCCAAACCCCUGUUACUCCAGCCCCCUCAUGGACAGCCCAGUGGGCUACCAGUGACUCACCCCCCUUCCCUAACCUCCAUACCUUCUCCUAUUUAUAAGAGAGAAAGAUGUGUUUUUUUUUUAAAGCCUUGUUUUACCCUCUUCCACAUCCAAGCCCCUCUGACUGGACCAUGUGUGUGAGGGACCCUUUUGGAUUUUGUCUUUGGAGGUUGUUUGGAACCAAAGGCUGAAAUAGGUUCUUCCCCAGCCCAGUGGCGGGGAUGUGGGGGCUUCAUCUUAAAGCUGUCAUCAUAAAUAAACAAUACGGAGGAUACUUCAAACAAAAGGUCAUCUGUAGUUUUCUGACUACUUCAUGUCUCCCUUUUUUCCUCUCUAUAAGUGAAUGAACUUUACCAUACUGUAUGUGACCUGACUGGGAGUGACUGUGUAGCGAAGAAGGACACUAUCUUUGUGUGCCACUGGGAAAGGAGUAGGGAUGAAUUUCACCAGUUCAGGGGGUUUUAACCCAAUGACCCUACUAGACAGAGUGGUCUUGGCUCUGGGGGACCUGGCUCUGGUGUGGUAGAGCUCUGCGAGGCAGGGUAGCGGGUCGGGAUCGAGCCAUCUGCAGUGAGAGAACAGGACAGACGGAGGGAAGGCAGAGUGGAACUCCGAGCUCUAACACCCUAUGGAGGAGAAGGUGCAACGGGUCUGAUACUAUUGCAUUUAUUGUCAAGGUUCUUGUUUUUGCCCUUCUGUACUGUCAGUUGUAUGGGAUAUUAUUGUGCUGAGGGGCGGGCUGUGUGUAUUGUUUAAUAACAAUUUAUGUAUAGUGCCAUCCCUUUUAUUGUUUAUCAAUGACUGUUAUUAUGAAGAGAACAUAGUUGUGUUCAGUUGGAGGAAAUGGGGAAAAAAAGAUUUCAGAACAGAAAACAAAAAGGAGUACUCUUAUUGGACAAGUUCAGGUAGAACCAGAACAUUAUCUCCAAUUUACUUGGGUUUUAAAACGUUGUGCGUAAAGGUCCGGCCGCAAAAAUAGUCUUGAAAAGAUACUAGUAGUACCCUAUUGCAUCAUGGUUUCAGUAGUCCAAACCAGUCGCCCGCUCCACUGCAUGUUGCGAACGUACACAUUGUUAUACUCCAUGUCCACCCAUCAAACUGAAGACUCGGCUGAUCUCACUGUUUGACUCAGUCAUACAGUAACCAUUGCUAGUUUUGUAUUGCGAGUGUUUUGCUGCUCGAGGGAGAGGUUUCCAUGCCAAACUGAAUGGAAACUGAUUGAUUGUGGUUUGUAAUUGUGUUCUCUUGCUGUGCCUUGAAGAAAAACUCACUAUGUUGCAUGGACUGAACUGAAGAGCAGGGAAAAGCGGGAGACAGACUCAAAACAAACACGCAUACUGUAUGUACACAUUCUGGCCAUAGUUCUAUUCAACGCAAUGGAUAGCUAUUAUCCUAGUCCCUACUUUGUGUGAGCAGCCAUCUUCCUAUGUAUUGUGUGUCAUACAGUUCCUUCAACCAAUAGACAAGCAGCAGACCUGGGUUCAAUACAUUACAUGCAUGUAAGUAUUUAGUAAAAGUCUUAUUUUCUGUGUUUGAGUAUUUUCUAAUGUAGCAGAAUUUAACUACAUAUAUUUGAAGUAUUAGAAAGUAUUUUCUUUGUUAGUUUCCUCUAAAUAUCGUACUAUUUUCAAAUGCUUAUUUCCAAAUACAUUUAUUUCAACAACAAAAAAUGUAAACCUACAGGACAAGGUUCGAAUGCAUGGAGUAUUUAAAUGCACUUGUCUGUGUAUUUAAGGAUUUUCAAGUACAUGCCAAUACUUCCAAAUACAUUAUAAUAUUGAACUACUUAUUUUCAAGGAAAACACAUCAACAUACUUGCUUCAAAAUGUCUUUGAAAGUAAUUGAAAUGGUAUUUGAACCCAGGUCUGACGAGCAGUGUGCUCCACAGACCACUGAGCUAAUGAUGUUGACUCAUGUGCAGACUGUAUUUGCUAGUCUGAUGGGGUUUUUCAAUGGAAGCAUUUGGAUUGUGGCUUAAGGUGCCUUGUUGUCGGUGUCUUUGCCGUUUCUAACUGCUGUAUUCUGUGAUCAUAUAUUCAUGCUCUUUGUAGAUGAUAUAAUGGGAUUCGAAAGAUGAUUCUGUCUUUUCCCUUCCUAUGAUUUGAUGAUUACCUGUAGUUACAGUACCCGUCAAGUUUGGACACACCUACUCAUUCAAGAGUUUUUCUUUGUUUUUAUUAUUUUCUACAUUGUAGAAUAAUAGUGAAGACAUAAAAA
Messenger RNA from Salmo salar (Atlantic salmon), 5257 nucleotides. RefSeq names its product osmosensitive cation channel TMEM63C. Gene Ontology annotation, biological process: negative regulation of circadian rhythm; negative regulation of DNA-templated transcription. Lineage: Eukaryota; Metazoa; Chordata; Actinopteri; Salmoniformes; Salmonidae. Gene Ontology annotation, molecular function: calcium-activated cation channel activity. The record is from RefSeq and is a predicted model, not a curated record. Gene Ontology annotation, cellular component: plasma membrane.